This is a messenger RNA of Cuscuta epithymum, 1205 nucleotides long. The record is from the annotation of a GenBank genome assembly. Lineage: Eukaryota; Viridiplantae; Streptophyta; Magnoliopsida; Solanales; Convolvulaceae.
GAGAGACACAAAGGCAACCUCGAUUUCAUGUUGUGCAGGGCGAAACAACACUCCUCGACACGGAUAACGACGGUUUCAACGUAAGCUAUCAAUAUAGCGUUGAGGAUUAAUAUUGUAUUAUGGUGCUUGCGAGAUCAUGCGAUGAUGCAGAAGGAAGGGCUGUUAUGGUUGCUUUGUUGGAGGAUGAGGUUAUGGCCUUAAAAUCUAGGAAGGAAUGGUCAAUUUCAUAAUCAAUUGAUUCAGCAAAAGCAAAGAGUAUAUAAGGAUUUAGUGAAACAUUGUUUCAUUGAAUAUCCAUUCGAAGUGUGGCAGAGAGUUAGUCAUUCAAUCAGAAGUAAAAAGCCUACUUGACAGGUUAUCACCUCCGACACAGCAACAAGUUCCCUCUAGCUUCUCCAAUGAUCAGAUACACGAUGAACUUGAAGAAAUACUUGUGCACAACAGAUGAUCACAGCUAUGGACAGAUAUAGAUGACACACAACGAAGAGCCUAUCAGAGCUCCUAGCUAAAUGCGCUACUGAUUUGAUACUAUUUGGUGAUGAUGAACUCAAGGAAGGAGAGAAUUAUCAGGAACCCCCCAAGGAGCUGGAAUCUAUCAUCCGACAAACAACGGCUCUAAUGCCCAGGAGUGAAAAGCCCUGGGAAAAUAUCAACAUCAAUGCUCCUUUCCAAGAGGAAAUCAGAAAGCUUAUAUGGCGAAGAGAUGACAAAGUCAAGGAACUGGACGAAUUGAAAACCUAUGGCCUUAAUCAUCUGCGAGGAAAGAACAAGGGCGGACAACUGUUCCUGCUUAGUCAUCACUACAUGGGGAAAUAGAGAGAAGUGUGCCAACAUGAACUACAAACAGCAACAGACCCAGUAUGGAGCGUACUCAACAGACCCACUCUCUGUUUACCGCCUACAGCUUUCUGACGGGACUGAAUUCACCUGCAAGGAAAAUGAUCUCUAUAUGCUAAAAAUGGACGACAUUUACCAGAUGUAUCUAGAUUUCCAAGAGAUUCCCAUUACCCGCGACAGAACUACACAAGAUGGCUUUGAAGCACUCAAGCGCUUUAUAAUCAGACAAAUCAAAUUCUUUUCCUCUCAUGAUCUUCAGAUGGCCCUUGAAACCAAUCUGCCAAAAACAAACCUCUCAAGACCAAAGCUGUACGGACCGGAGCUUGAAGAUUUUCCUGCAUACUACAUCUUCGAUAGCCCGAUCACAC